UUGGUAAGUAAUGAAUUUGCAUUCACGAAUUCCAAUUCUGAACUCUCACGGUAGCUAUUUGGCGCUGUAAAGCAUUCCUUUAGCGGCCAACUGCAACUAUCUGGGACAAAAAAUGAUUCGCUUGUGCUGGGAGCCGCAAACACACAUCGCGUUCGAACAGGCAUCUGCUCUUGCCCACAGCAAUAUGGCCGCGACUGCUGCUUUAAACUGCCCAGAGCGCCCGUCCCGUUGCUCUGGGAGUUUCAGCCGUUUCCGGUACGGCGGCAUGCACGCAAUCGUAGCGGGGCGUAAACAACGGGACCACAAAGCGGGACCUAUGAAGGUGCGGGUGUUCUCCGCAUAGCUCUGUGUUGUGAACUCGCUCUAGGUAUGACGGCAGCAGAGCCUGCCGCUCGUUGCCGAGAGAUCGAACGCAAGUUCAGGGUGCCGCCAGACGUCGAGCGGCGCCUGCUCGCACUCGGAGCCAGCCUCGUGUCGCGUAGGACCUUCGUAGACGCUUACUACGACACGGAAGACUACUUCCUCUGCCUGCGAGACCACUGGCUUAGGUUGCGUAGCGAUGAGAACAACACGUGGGAGCUGAAGCAUCGCAGAAAGGGAGACGCGUCGUGCGGAGCAGCCGCUGCCUACCGAGAAGUGCGCGGUGACGCUCAGAUAAUGGCGACGCUCGGAGAAGUGCUUCCACGGGCUAGGCUCGUGAAUGACGCCCAGCGGGUCAGCGACCUGGUCGCCAACGGCACGCUUCGGGAGUUGGCACUGAUAACGACCGUUCGCAAGACGUUCAAGGCGCCGGGAAUGAACGCCGUCGUGGACAUUGACGAGACCGACUGGGGCUUUUCGGUCGGCGAAAUAGAGGUCGUGCUCGUCGAAUCUGACGACGGAUCGGAUCUGGCCGGAGCCGACGUCGAGAGGGCCACCGCCGAGAUCGCGGCGCUCUCCUCCCAGCUUGGUGUCGACGAGGAAGGGCCGCCGCCGGAAGGAAAAGUGGAAAGUUACCUGAAGCUUCGACGACCUGAGCUGUAUUAUCGCCUGCUCGACUGUAUAUGGUCACGUCACAAAGCUACAGACAUCUAAGCCUCGCGUGAAAGUCACGGCACUGCGCACGAAACCCGGCCAUCACGUAUUUUGAGAGAAAUCUCAAAUAACUAAAAUACUCUGCUCCAUGGUAUGCGAACUGGAGAUGGUCUGGGUAAAAAUUCAAUGCUCUUCCACUCAUUGAAGAAGGGUGACCAGCGAAGCUGUGAAUGUGGGUCCCUUAUGGCGAACUGCACCUCCGCCAUGGGUCGGCCCGGUGCUGCACUAUCUUCGGGAUCGGCCCACGUAUGGGGAGUGCUUAAAGCGUGCUUCACCUCCGCCGCGGGUCGGCCCGGCAUUGCACUUUGUUUGGGAUUACACGUAUGAAGAAUUGUUGGUCUAAAUCCACGGAGGCGAGAUCCGCCAGAACCUAGCCAUAAACAGUUUCGCUGUAAAAAGUGACAGUCGCUUAAUAACUAUCCUUACGUGAUUUGAAUGCGAAAGCAUUAUGACUUCUCAAAGUUAUCACCUAAGUUAAAGCUCAGCCUUAAUCCACCAUGCUCUAAUUUGUAGAAACCUUAGUCUACUUUAAUCCACAUUAAUCUACAUUAUUCCACAGUCACCCAAUUUAAUCCAUGCUGAUGAUUAUCUUUCCUGCCAAUCGUUGCGGACAUCGCCGGCUUUAAUUUCUGCCUUGUGGGACAUACAAUGCUUUCGCACUAUAAUACGUACCUUGAUUGCGUAAUAAGCUUUAGCUUCUCGGUAUAGCUUUGAGCUCGCUCCAAAAUCCUAGCACGGAGCAGCGCAUUUCUACCGACAGUCGAGAUUGAGUACAGCCAUGAGUACAGCGCAUCUCCGCACUGCCAGUGUCCACAUAUGCAUCCGCCGGCGGGCCCCAAGCGGGGACCCCUGGAACUUCAGCCGGAGACGAGUCGCAUCCAGCAGCAGCAUCGUGUUCUAGGACUAAAUAAACUGGUAUUUUUUAUUAAA
This is a messenger RNA of Dermacentor andersoni, 2004 nucleotides long. RefSeq names its product thiamine-triphosphatase-like. Gene Ontology annotation, biological process: dephosphorylation; thiamine diphosphate metabolic process. Gene Ontology annotation, molecular function: thiamine triphosphate phosphatase activity; magnesium ion binding. The record is from RefSeq and is a predicted model, not a curated record. Lineage: Eukaryota; Metazoa; Arthropoda; Arachnida; Ixodida; Ixodidae.